AAUCCGCAUGUGUACGGUAAGUUGGCCCGUUCCAUAGAGGAAAGAGAAAAAAUUGACACUCCCUAUUUUACCCUUCCUACAAACGCUCAUGGAACAGGGAAUUUGAAAUGGGGGAAGAGUUUUUUCCACCCUGCUAUUAUAUGUUUUUAAUUUAAAAGGAUACAACAAAUGUACUUAGUGUGAUUGGUUAUAAUCCUUGCCUUUCUUUAAAAUGGUCAUGGUUCGAAUCCCAGUACAUACCUUUUUAAUGAAUAAAAAAAAGUAAUUGUGAAGACCAAAAUGUCCUUCCUACUUUCACUCCCGUUGCAGGAAAUUUGAAAUGGGGCUCCCGUUUUUCCCUUCGGUGUAUUAUAUUAUGUGUAGACUAGAAAAGUCAUAUCGGUUCUAUCUGUUUCGUCUCGCGUCUCUCCACAAAUCGGACUUGGAAAGCAUAUUCUUAUGUAGGAUUCACUGACGCUGUAAUUUGAAUUGAUUCUCAUAGGUAUCUUGAUUUUGCCAUAUCAGAAAGAUUGUUGUAGGUAAUUAUCUCAAACUCUUGCCUAUCUCUCUACGAAGUACACAAUUUGUAUAGGUUGUUUAAUAAGUACAUCUGCCUAUUUGUCACCGUUCUUUUUUUUAGGAAUUGUCACCGUUCUAUGUUGUUGCACAUCUGCUAGUUUUCCGGCUCUUAUACUUUUUUCUAUCAAUUUGUUGGUGAUGUUUUGGCUCUAUGAUCAAUGUUUUGCAGUUCUGUACAAUAAAGCCACUUCCUUGUGAUUCUUUAAGCUUGCCAAAGUAUCCCAGCAAGGAGUUUGAUGCAAAAAGAGCGAGAUGAAGAAGCUAGAGAGUUAGGAUCAUCAAAUUUAAUUUAAACACACAAGUAUCCCCACGCAAUCCACUCCCGCCAUAGCUAAUGCUUCCAGCGAUAUUGACGACAUGGAUAUUGUUUUACCUUGUGAUCAAGAAAGAAAUUAGUGUAUGUACGUACAGUUAGACGCUAGAUGCAGAGAUGUUGGAUAAUUUGUAUACGUAUAUAUAGAGUCCUGUCGUAUAUAUGCUCGGGCCGGAAAUGUUGUAAUUAUUUUACCUGAAGAACAAAAUUGUGGAAGUUUUGAAUUCAACGUUGAAGAAGGGAAAGAAUGGUAUGCUUAGAUGUAUGUGUCUGAAGAAGAGAGUACUAGAGUAGUACAAGGAAUAAAGCAUCAAGAUAGGAAAUUUGAAACUAGGAGCAAAAAAGCAAGUGUGCAUCCCGUGACAUUCGUAUUCAUGCAUAUGCCCCAUAUACUAAGACGAGAAUAUAAUUGACUGAAGCGCUCAAACGCACGUAUGGUUUUAGUAGCCAAAUAGCAAGCAAGGAUGAUGAUGAUGAUGAUGAUGAUGAUGGAAGCAGUGAUUCGUUAUAUUUGUCAUCAUUGGCAUAUCAUCCAAUAGUUCUAUCAAUCUUGCUAAAAUAAAAUAUGUUACACCAAGAUUUCACAUAUUACCUUUUAUCAAAAAAUUAAUAUGAUAAAAUCGGGCAAGGUUGGCCAAGGGAUACCGUCGAAACCUUGGGCAAAGUUGUUUGGAGUUUCAGAAGCUAAUCGGCUAAGCUAUUUUUCACCAGAAGUCUUCAAUGGAGGCAUUCGUACCCAGAAGUCUGUCCGUGAAGCAGGGGCUGCGAGGUGGAAGAAUUGCUUAGUGGGUCAGUUUCUGCAGAACCUCUCCCGAUGUUCGUGUUGCGUCGAUGGACGAAUAAGCUAUGGGGUCGAGAUGGGCAGGUAAGGGUUUCAUACAUGUGUGAUCAGCUAUUGCUUAUCCAGCUCCCGUCGCAGAGCACCUAUGAAUGGAUUCUGGAAAAUGGACCUUGGUUUUAUUUUGAAAAUCUUCUUUACCUGAGACCAUGGACGCCGGGCAUUAGUGUGGAGGAUUUGGGUAGGAAGGCUUUGCCAAUUUGGUUUAAGAUGACGAAUGUCCCGCUGGAAUAUGUUGAUUAUGAGGGAUUAGGAAGGAUUGCUAGCUGGAUUGGGAUUCCUCUUGGGGUGGACCAGACAACUAAAUUGGGUGGAAGAUUAGGGCUGGCUAAGGUGCUGGUGGAAUUGAUUGCUGGAGACGCUUUCCCAGAUCACAUUACACUGUGGCCUGUUGAAGAUCGAUCUAUCAAGGUUGGUCUUGAAUAUUGUUUUCUGCCUCCAGUAUGUAGGAAGUGCAAGCUGUUUGGUAAGAGCUGUGGUUGUGAGAUGGUGGUUGGUAAGCAGGUUUGGGUCAAGAAGGUUCAGUCAGUAGAAGAUAGAGUGCAAGCUAAUAAUAAGGGAAAGGAAGUGAUAUCAGACAUGAUUGUUGAUCCUCAAUUGGCAGCAAUAUGUGAUACUCCUAUUCAGGAAGCUAGUUCUAGUGGGACUGUGGCUCGUGGGGUGCAGGGCUUCAAUUUGGAUCGUUCCUUUUUAGUGGUAGCUAAUGCUUCUGCGCACCUCCAAGCUGCAGAUGAGUUUCAACGUGUGGUUCAUGGUGCGAGGCCACGAGUCUGGUCUCCAAGAGCUAGUCCUACUAGUGUGUUGCACGUUUCCCCCUCCUCCUUUAGUGUGCUCAGUGACAUUGAUGAAUCUGAGGUAGUAAAGCUGCAGGUAGCACCAAGGAAAGAUAGCAAGAAGUUAGGGGCUAAGCCCCCGUCUUUCAUAUGAUUUUUCUGUAUUGGAAUGUUCGAGGGUUUAAUAAGCCCUCGAAGUACAAAGUAGAUGUAGUUGUUGUUCUUGAGACAAGAAUUCAUUAAAAUAAAGCCGAGGAGAAGAUUUAAGGCUAUUUUGAUGGUUGGGAGAAAUUAUUGAAUUAUGUUGAUUCUGACUUAGGAAGGAUUUGGUUGUUUUGGUCACCUGAGUGUAAGCUAAAAGUACUUAAGCCAAGUAAUAACUUUAUUCAUUGCUUGGUACAAAGUGGUUCUGGCGAGACUUGUUUCUUCACUGCAAUCUAUGCAUCAAAUGAGGAAGUUGAGAGACGAGAUACAUAUGCAGAAUUGAGUAGAUAUAAGGUAGUGGGCCAAGCUUGGAUUGUAGAUGGUGACUUUAAUGCAGUAAUGACCCCGGAUGAGACACUAAACCAGCGUUACAUCACUGCAAGUAUGGAGGAUUUUUCAACAUGGAUGAAUGAUAUGGAGUUAGUGAAUUAUCGGACUACGGGUCCUAUCUUCACGUGGUCUAAUAACCAGAAGCAAAUCCUAUAGCAAAGAGACUUGAUCGAGGCCUUGUGAAUAUUGAAUGGAUUGAGAGCUUUCCUAAUGGCACAAUGGAGGUGAUUCUGGGAUCCUUCUCAGAUCAUGGUGGAAUUUUAGUUAAUACUGAUCCGGUAAUCAAGAGUCUCCCUAAGUGAUAACGUCGUAUUUGCACAUGUUUGCACCCUCGUUUCUUGAUCAUUUUGGCUUGAGUUUUUUCUCUCUUGGACUAUUUUAUGCUAGGCUGUGUUCCUUUGUCACAUUUUAGGUCCUAUAAUGUAAAUUGAAGCAAAGGCGCAAGUUUCAAGUCAAUCGGAAUUCAUUUGGCAAUUCGGGAGAAGAAACACGAGCAUGACCUGAGGAAUAAUGGAUUUCUACCUCAUUUUAUGGACAAAUAAUCAUGGAUGUUUGUUAUAAAAAGAAAUAGGAUGAGACUACGAGCGUCUGGUUUCAAACGGCGACUGAUUCGGAGUCCGGACGAGGGAGAAACGAAGCAUUAAAUAGGAGCGGAGGAAGAAUUACGGGCAGCUCCUGCCCAAUUACGGGCAUAAUUACUUUUGUCAUGCCCGUAAAUGCAAUACCGAGCCUAAACCACUGAGAAUUCCUGUCGCAUAGCAAAUUAAGGGCAAGAGUGGACUCAUUUACAGUCGUAAUUACUUAAAUACUGGCAGUAAUUGGGUACUUACGACCGUAAUUACCUUCCUCAGAGUUUAGUGAAACGCGCGUUUUGGGUGAAUUACGGGCAGACCAUGAUUACAAGCGUAAUUCAGCCCGUAUUUCACCCGGGAUCGGGUUUUUGAGGUAGAUUCAAGCCAAAGGAGAGAGAGUCGACUUUUUGGAGCAAAACAGAGUUUUAGAGAGAGAAAGUGCGAAGAACAAACCCUAUGAGCUAUUUGGAGUGGAUUUCUCACCAUUGAAGCCCAGAUUGCUUCCCCAGGAGUGAAGAUCAUCAUCCCGGAGCAGAUUAUCCUCAUCAUUAUGAGUAUGACUACUCUGAUUUCUGUUUUCCUCUCUCUCUCUCUAUGGAGUAGAACCUUCUCUCACUUGGGUAUGAAGAACCCUAGUUCCAUGUGUUAGGGAUCUUGAUUGUAAUGACUUGGGAUUGUUAUAAUGUUUGAUUUUAAUUGAUUGUUGCAUGAUUUAUUGAGUCAAUUGAAGUCUGAUCAUCUUUUCUUGAUUUCUGCUGCAACCUGAGAUAGAUAGAAUCUGAUUAGGUUGUUAGAGCUUCAUCAAUCGACAGGGGUAGAUUUAUUAUACAAGAGUUAAUCGAUUUACCGAUUUGUACUGGAAUCCAAUUCCAGUAGUCGAGUUCUGCGUUCAUAGCCUCAGCUUUCUAUCCUGGUGAAGACUAGUCGUCUGCUAGGUAGUUGGACUGAGAGGGCUUGGUCAGCUUAAGAGAUUCCAAGCUACUGUCGGAUAUUCCGCAGUUUAAUCAACAGUUAAUCAACCUAGGGUAAUUAC
Messenger RNA from Linum trigynum, 4621 nucleotides. The record is from the annotation of a GenBank genome assembly. Lineage: Eukaryota; Viridiplantae; Streptophyta; Magnoliopsida; Malpighiales; Linaceae.